Messenger RNA from Metarhizium acridum CQMa 102, 2223 nucleotides. The record is from RefSeq and is a predicted model, not a curated record. NCBI's taxonomy places the organism in Eukaryota, Fungi, Ascomycota, Sordariomycetes, Hypocreales, Clavicipitaceae.
AUGGCAGUAGCCGAUGCUUCUAGUGAAAAGGGGUCGUCCCCUGCCGAAGCCAUUGCGCAGUCGAGCAUCUCUGAGUUGAGAUCAGUCUCGGAAGAAGAUGACACGGCCGAGUUCUCUGACCCGCGUCUCCGGACGUAUCCGGUGCUGCUCGUCGCCAAGACUGUUGACUUGCGCAAUAACCCAAACGAGCCCAUCCUGACGUUUCGUUUUUGGGUCUUGUCGACUUUCUGGGUCAUUGUAGGCGAUGCCGUGUCGACCAUCUACUACUUCAAGCCUUAUUCCUCCACACUAUCCAGCUACAUUGUCCAGUUGCUGUCAUGGGCCAUGGGGGACUUCAUGGCUCGGACCUUGCCGUCCAAGAAGGUGGUCGUUUGCAACAAGUCCUUUAGCCUCAACCCCGGGCCAUGGAAUGCGAAGGAGCACGCUUUGAUUAUUGUUGCCUACUGGGGUAGCAGCCGGACGGCGUUUGGACUUGGACCCCUUUCUGCCCUUGAGCUGUAUUUUGACCGCAAAGUCAGCCCAGGAUACGGAAUUCUCUUUCUUCUAACGUCGCAAUUGAUGGGCUACGGAUGUGCCGGCUUGUUCCGGGACAUUCUCGUGCGGCCUCCCAAGUUCUAUUAUCCCGGCGUGCUUCCCAACGUCGCCCUCUUCAACGCCAUGCAUUCGACGUCUCUCGUCACCCACAACAAAUACCUAAAGUUCUUUGCCUACGUAUCCUGCAUCACCUUCUGUUGGCAAUGGAUUCCGGGCGUCAUAUGCCCGAUGCUCUCCUCCUUGGCUUUGCUAUGCUACAUGGCUCAAAACAGCUGGACUGGGUUCAAUCUCGGCUCCGGAUACUCGGGCUUCGGUGUGUUGAACGUUUCACUGGACUGGAAUUACGCGGGCUUCUUUCGGCCCCUGGUGACGCCGUUGUGGUCCAACGUUUCGCAAAUGGCCGGAGCUCUCAUCGUCUGCUGGGCCUUGUAUCCCAUCAUGUUCUUCGCCAACGUGCUUGGCAGCCAAAGGUUUCCAGCCAUGUCGUCGGGCACAUUCGACAAGUCGGGUGCCGAUUACAACAUCAGCCGUGUGCUCUCCGGCGGCCAAACACUCAACAAGACGGUCAUGGAGGCCUACUCGGACCUCUACUGGUCUGGCUCGUAUGUAAUGUACUUCUUCUGGGGGUUUGCGUGCUCGACAGCCGCGAUUGCAUUCGCAAUUCUUUGGCACGGCAAGGACGCGCUGAGGGCUGCCAUCAACACGUUCACGGGCGUGCGCAGCGACUACGAAGACGACCCGUAUCUUAGGCUGAUGAGUAGCGCGGCGCGCGUGCCUCACUGGUGGUAUGUCUGUCUGCUCAUCGUUUGCACAUGUCUAUCUCUAGUAUGUCUCUACGGCGCCGACCUGGGCCUCCCGUGGUGGGGGUUCUUUGUUAUAUCCGCCAUGUCGACGAUCUUUACCUUUCCAAACGGCGUCUUGUUUGGCAUAGCAAACAUGCAGGUUGAUCUGUCGUUCCUGUCCGAGAUUGUCGCUGGCGCGCUGUUCCGUGGCAACCCCAGCGCCGUGCUCGCAAGCUUGACUUUGGGUUUGUAUGUCGUCAGCCAAGUCUUCCGAUUCUUUCUUGCGGCUCCCCAUGUUAAUCGUGGUGUCAAGUACAUGAAAAUCCCCGAGAAGGAAAUGUUCUGCGCACAAAUAUACGGAACACUUGUUGGCCCGUUUGUCAACUAUGCCGUUAUGCGCCUCGUCAUCGACCGCAUCGGCAAGGCGGUUCUCAUCGGCGCGCGGCACUCGAACUCGUGGCUGGCCUUGAAGUCCAAGAAUUACUACUCCAUCUCGGUGCUUUGGGGUGUCCUUGGGCCGCAAGCCAUCCUCUCCCCGCAUUCGCAAUACCGGUGGAUCUACUGGUCUUUUCUGCUGGGCCCGGCUGUUGUCGUCAUCGUGUAUGCCGCUCAUAGGUUGAGGCCGAAAUGGCAGCUCGAGACGCGGUGCAACCCCGUCGUAAUCAUGCAGGGCGCCACCUGGUUCCCCGUCUUCCAGACAGCCAACUUGUUCACCUCAUUUGUCCUGUCUCUUGUCUUUAUGGGCUACAUGCUGCGAUACCGCCCUGUGUGGUUCCGCAAGUACAACUAUCUCCUGGCCUGCGGGCUCGACACCGGUGCACAGAUGACCCAGACGGUCAUCAUGUUUACGCUCAACCUCGCCAACGCAGUGUUUCCCCGAUGGUGGGGUAAUAAUGUACGUGUAUAA